CUUCCCCUCUACAGUCUCUCCAGUGCCAAAGCAGAGCGAUGCGCACAUUGAGGCCACCGCAGCAUAGAUAUGCGCACAGCUCCGAGCCAGACCCGGCUAUAGCUUCGCCUCCGCUCCAACAGCCCCGACCGGUGUCUCUCCCUGCGGUGGGUUAGAGAGGACAUGGCAAACUUUGACACACUUUGCAUGACACGGGCAGUGCCCUGCGUUGACAGGAGAGCUGUGCUGCCGAGCGGCUGAAUUUACAGCACAAUAACACAGAGACUUCAGAGAGAGAGGGGGAGAUAGAGGUGGAGACGCGAAUCCAGUUUAUUUCUAUCCCGGUUCCUCUCCCACUUCGGCUUUGAGAGAUGAUCACGGAGCUGGUGUGCACCGCCGUGGCUGUGGGUCUCUAUCUGAACACGCUGGACGCAGAUUUCUGCUAUGAUGACAGUCGAGCCAUCAAGACCAACCAGGACCUCCUCCCUGAGACUCCCUGGACCAACAUCCUGUAUGAUGACUUCUGGGGGACUCUGCUUACACACAGCGGCAGCCACAAAUCCUUCCGCCCCCUCUGCACCCUCUCCUUCCGCCUCAACUACACCCUGCAUGGCCUGCGCCCCUGGGGCUACCACCUGCUCAACAUUCUCCUGCACGGCCUGGUCACUGCCCUCGUCACAGCCUUCAGCCGCCCGUUGCUGGGUGGGGGACUUUGGAGCCUCUUGGCAGGCCUGCUUUUUGCCUGUCAUCCAGUGCACACUGAAGCAGUGGCUGGUGUGGUGGGGAGAGCGGACGUUGGUGCUGCUUUGUUUUUCUUGCUGUCUCUUCUCUGCUACGCUAGACAUUGUGGACUCCGGAAGGACCCAGUUGCAGCCUUUCAGAGUAGGGGAUGUGGUGGCAGCUCAGCCAGACGAUGCUGGGGAUGGAUGGUGGGCAGCCUGUGGUGUGCAGCUGCCAGUAUGCUGUGGAAGGAGCAGGGGGUGACAGUACUGGCUGUGUCGGCAGUGUACGACCUCUUUGUGUUCCACAGACUCCGGUUUCGCCAAGCACUUCUUCUACUGCUGGGAAAGAAAAAGAACAUCAGUGUUUUGCUGAGUCUUGCCGUGCUGGCUUCCUGGGGAGUGAUUCUGCUGUCAGCCCGUCUCUACUGGAUGGGAAAUAAGCCUCCCAACUUCUCCAACUCUGACAACCCAGCAGCUGACUCGCCACAUUUUCUCACUCGAAUGUUAACAUUCCUCCACCUGCCCGCUGUCAAUGCCUGGCUCCUUCUCUGCCCCGACAAGCUCAGCUUCGACUGGUCCAUGGAUGCAGUGCCCUUGGUCAGGUCCUUGGCCGACUGGAGGAACCUUCACACUGUUGCCUUUUAUGGUGGAUUUAUCCUUUUGGCUUUGUUCGGCCUUCGAGGUCCUGCUUCAAAAGAGAAGGAGACCACUGGGAAAUCCCAUGUAACAAAUGGGAAAUCUAUCACAAAUGGGAAUGGUUACCAUGCCCCUGACACAAACCAUAACACAGAUCAGGGUUUGCCAAAGACCGCCCUGAACGGGUCAGCUGGACUCCACCACUGUUCUCCACAGACAUCCCUGCCUCCUACAGAAAACUUGGUACUGUUUUCAUUAGGCAUCCUGGCAUUGCCUUUCAUCCCAGCCACCAACUUGUUCUUUUAUGUGGGAUUUGUAAUUGCAGAAAGAGUACUUUACAUUCCCAGUAUAGGCUUUUGCAUACUGGUUUCUGUCGGUGCAAGAACCUUGUAUGUCAGACUAAGGACUAGAAGCUGCAAGGCAGUAAUGUUGUGUCUCUGCAUGGCGUUAGUGCUGCUGAAUGGGCUCAGAACUGUUCAAAGAAACAAAGACUGGAGCAAUGAGGAAAAUCUCUACAAGUCUGGGAUUAAUGUGAAUCCUGCAAAAGCCUGGGGAAACUUGGGGAACGUACUAAAGAAUCAAGGCAAGAUGGCAGAGGCGGAGGAGGCAUACAGAAACUCUCUGCACUACCGAGGGAACAUGGCUGACAUGCUGUAUAACCUAGGAUUGCUGCUGCAGGAGAAUGACCGUUUUUCCGAAGCUCUUCGUUAUUACAAACUUGCUAUCGGGAGCCGGCCAACUCUGGCAUCGGCCUACUUAAACACAGGAAUAAUCUUAAUGAACCAGGGCAACCUGGAGGAGGCCAAACGCACCUUCCUCACUUGUGCUGAGAUACCCGAUGAAAACCUGAAGGAUCCCCACGCCCACAAGAGCUCUGUCACCAGCUGCCUGUACAACCUGGGAAAACUGCUUCAUGAACAGGGCGAGCAGGAGGAGGCCCUGUCCAUUUAUAAGGAAGCAGUGCAGAAAAUGCCCAGACAGUUUGCACCACACAGCCUUUUCAACAUGAUGGGAGAGGCCUAUAUGAGGUUGAACAGGCUGGAGGAAGCAGGUCAUUGGUACAGAGAGUCCCUCAGAGCCAAGCCAGACCACAUCCCUGCCCAUCUCACUUAUGGCAAACUCCUGUCCAUCACUGGGCGGAAGACAGAAGCAGAGAAAUACUAUUUGAGAGCAAUUCAACUGGACCCCACAAAAGGAAACUGCUACAUGCACUAUGGCCAGUUCCUGUUGGAGCAGUCCCGUCUUGCUGAGGCUGCAGAGAUGGCAGAGAGAGCUGCAGAACUGGACAACUCAGAGUUUGAUGUGGUCUUCAGUGCUGCUCACAUGCUCAGACAGGCCAAUCUAAAUGAGGCAGCAGAGAGGCAAUAUGAGCGUGCAGCCAGCCUCAGACCAGAUUACCCAGCUGCUCUGAUGAACCUCGGCGCCAUCCUCCACCUGAAUGGCAAACUUCCAGAGGCGGAGGCGAACUACCUGCGGGCUCUCCAGCUCAAGCCUGACGAUGUUAUUACCCAGUCCAAUCUGCGCAAGCUGUGGAACAUCAUGGAGAGGCAAGGACUCAGGACAAAGCUGCAAAAAGGCGACCUUUGAGCUUUGCUGAUGAAGGAUGGGAAAAGAGCUGGAGGCUAAAAAUCUCUGUUCGUAGAUGGUCACGUUGGCCCAGUGAUGCUUGUGAAAGACAAUUUGAGGCUUGGCAUGUUUGUAUUUCUGUGGUCAGGCUCCACCACACAACCAGUGCCAUAUAGUGGCUCAAACUACAAAAUUCUGUCUCACAUCAGCAGACAAUCUGAUUGUCAUUUAAAUAUUUGGUAUGUUUGGAGCACUUAAUAUUAACGCAACCGGGUUUGACUUCAAGAGGAAGCAUACUGAAGUUUCAAGGAGAGCUACUGCAUCUGUGGGGGGGG
Molecule: messenger RNA, 3238 nt
Organism: Melanotaenia boesemani (Boeseman's rainbowfish)
Lineage: Eukaryota; Metazoa; Chordata; Actinopteri; Atheriniformes; Melanotaeniidae
Gene: tmtc2a
Product: transmembrane O-mannosyltransferase targeting cadherins 2a
Exons: 12
Coding region: 351-2924 (857 amino acids)
Biological process (GO): protein O-linked glycosylation via mannose
Cellular component (GO): endoplasmic reticulum membrane
Molecular function (GO): protein binding; mannosyltransferase activity
Source: RefSeq, a predicted model, not a curated record